This is a messenger RNA of Nycticebus coucang (slow loris), 1117 nucleotides long. It is a transcript of the gene ACER1, whose product is annotated as alkaline ceramidase 1. Gene Ontology annotation, cellular component: membrane. The record is from RefSeq and is a predicted model, not a curated record. Gene Ontology annotation, molecular function: hydrolase activity, acting on carbon-nitrogen (but not peptide) bonds, in linear amides. Bases 13 to 807 code for a protein of 264 amino acids. NCBI's taxonomy places the organism in Eukaryota, Metazoa, Chordata, Mammalia, Primates, Lorisidae. The transcript has 6 exons. Gene Ontology annotation, biological process: ceramide metabolic process.
UGCUGCGUCAAGAUGCCUAGUAUCCUUGCCUAUCAGAGCUCUGAGGUGGACUGGUGUGAGAGCAACUUCCAGUACUCGGAGCUGGUUGCUGAGUUCUACAACACGUUCAGCAAUGUCUUGUUCUUCAUCUUCGGACCACUCAUGAUGUUCUUGAUGCAUCCGUACGCCCAGAAACGCUCCCGCUUUGUCUAUGGCAUCGUGACCCUCUUCAUGGUCAUAGGCCUGUUCUCCAUGUACUUUCACAUGACGCUCAGCUUCCUGGGCCAGCUGCUGGACGAGAUUGCCAUCCUUUGGCUGCUAGGUGGCGGCUACGGUAUAUGGAUGCCCCGCUGCUACUUCCCUGCCUUCCUUGGGGGGAACAGGACCCAGUUCAUCUGCCUGGUCUUUGUCACCACCAUGGUCAGCACCUUGCUGUCCUUCCUGCGGCCCACAGUCAAUGCCUACGCCCUCAAUACCGUCGGCCUGCACAUCCUCUACAUCGUGUGCCAGGAGUACAAAAAGACCAAAAAUAAGGAGCUUCGGCAUCUGAUCGAGGUCUCUGUGGUUCUGUGGGCCAUCGCCCUGGCCAGCUGGAUCAGUGACCGUCUGCUCUGCAGUUUCUGGCAGCAGAUCCACUUCUUCUACCUUCACAGCAUCUGGCAUGUGCUCAUCAGCAUCACCUUCCCUUAUGGCAUGGUCACCUUGGCCCUGUUGGACGCCAGCUAUGAGAUGCCGGGCGAAACCCUCAAAGUUCGCUACUGGCCCCGGGACACUUGGCUCGUGGGGCUGCCGUACGUAGAAGUCCAGAAUGGCAACAAGAACUGCUGACUGUCCGACUGCCUGUGUCUUGAGGGAAGAACACCUGGACUAGGACUGGAGAAUGUGGCUCUACCUCCAUUCUUCCUUCCCUGCUCUCCUGUCUUAAGUCAGGGGGUGGAUGUCGUGACAUCUCUGAUGAUCCUGGAGGGCUGCCUCACACAUCUCCCCUCCAUGACCUGCCCCUGUCUUCUUUUAUUUCCUCCUCUAUGUCCACAGCUUCCCCAUGACCAUUGUCACACAAGCUGAUGGAGCCAGAUUACCAGCUGCUAGGAUGACUGGGUGAUGUGUACUCACCAGGCUGGAGCUUGUCUCCUGAGCA